AUGUCGAUCCUAGCGCAGGGACUGGCUGUGCGGCGCGGCGCAAGGCUCGGGACAGCAGCCAGGUUAGGGCCGGAGGAUCGGAAGUCGCUCGAAGACGGCGCUUGCGUCGCUGGAGGAGACGAGAGGACGGCGGGCGAGGAUGAAGGAGUCAGAGAGGAAGGAGCAGCAGCGACGAGAGGCCUGGCCAAGGGGAAGCAAGACGUCCAGGCGGUGGACCCGACGCGGACAGCAGAACGAGGCUCGCCAAUCACAGCGGCCGAGCAGCAGGAUCGUGGGCUUCCUAAAGCGACCAAGCUCCAAAGGCCUGGCGGGCAGUCGGCCGGAGAAGGCAGACUUUAG
This is a messenger RNA of Verruconis gallopava, 339 nucleotides long. RefSeq lists its product as uncharacterized. The transcript has a single exon. The record is from RefSeq and is a predicted model, not a curated record. Bases 1 to 339 code for a protein of 112 amino acids. NCBI's taxonomy places the organism in Eukaryota, Fungi, Ascomycota, Dothideomycetes, Venturiales, Sympoventuriaceae.